ACCCAGGCCUGCUUUAAAGUAGUUUUGUGCAAGCCGCUAUUGUGUUGUGAUAUUUUAUCCACAUUUCGGUGGAUUUGAAAGGUUAUUCCGUCAACUCUAUUUUCAAUGUGUAUGGCUAGAGUGGAAAACCCAUAUUUUCGGACGCGACUGUAAAUUCCUGAGAGAAGUCGAGAAGUUCAAUGAGGCAAACUAGAAAUCGGCCCGAGCCGGGAUUAAAUAUUUUUAACCUGAGGACGCGUCAAAGAGGAUCAAAAGAAACAAACAUUAAAUUUCCCCAGGCUCUUGAAACUGUUGAAUUGGUUAUUAAGCGACGAAAUAGUUUUUCAGUACUUUGGUGAGACAGUGCUCGCAUACAUGGAGUUCCAUUUGGACAGCUCAGAAUACUGCCAGGCCCAACACAAAUAAAUUCGAAAAAAAGGGAGGACAAAUAGCGUAUUUUGAAACAAUUGAAUUUAGUCAUUUGUAUAUUAUUGCCACCGUAUUGUAUUGGAAAUUUACCUCAUCGAAAGCCAAAUAACAAAACAGCUUGUUUAAACUACUUAAAAUUGAGUUUAACGUCAAGUAGUCGUAGAUUCAUUUGAGUUCUUCCCUGAAUUUUUUCAGAAGCAUAUCAACUACAAAUUAGUGUAUAUAAAAGUAAAAGUUCUAACUACAAACUAACAUACACAUUAACUUGUUUAAAAGACUGAAGUAUUUCUCUAUUAUAUAUUAUUUUUCCUAAAAACAGAUCCCUAUAAAUUUAAAACAAAAUAAAAAAAAACUUUAAAAAUAUUUUAAAUAAACGUUCAGUAUAAAAAGAAGAAGGAACAGAGAACAAGAACAGAUUAGAAACCCAGUGAUAAUAGGAAAAAAAAAGGAUAUUUAACUGAAGGAGGCAUCGAAAAAAGUUAUGAUCACUAGUGUACACAAUUCGAACGCGGGCCAGGUUGCACCUAUAAACAUUGCAGCCAUGCGCCAAAAGGACAUAAGACCCGCCGCUGCCGAGAUUGAGCACAAGGGCUUCAAGUUCCUCAUCACUGACAGGCCUUCCGACCAAAAUAUACACCUGUAUAUCCAGGAGCUCAAGAAGCACAAGGUGACCGCGGUGGUCCGCGUUUGCGCGCCGUCCUACAAAGUGGACGAGCUGAACAACGAGGGCAUCGAGGUGAUCGAUCUCGGCUACGACGACGGCACCGCACCGCCGAACAACAUCGUCGAGGGCUGGAUCAAGGUGCUGAAGAAGCAGUUCCAGGAGAACCAGGAUGCGUGCGUGGCGGUGCACUGCAUCGCCGGGCUGGGACGGGCGCCGGUCAUGGUCGCCAUCGCUCUCAUCGAGCUUGGACUGAGAUACGAAGAGGCUGUCGAGUUGAUCCGGGAGAAGCGUCGGGGUGCAAUUAACGCGAAGCAAUUACGCUUUUUGGAGAAAUACCGUCCCAAGCAACGGCUAAAAUCCAAAAAUGGGCAUAAGAACUCGUGCUGCGUACAGUAAAAUAAUCUGUCAUAUUCAUAUGUGUUCAAUAAUUUAAAAAAAAAAAAAGAUACAACAGGGCACUUUAUAAAUAUAUAAUAUAUAUACAUAAAAAAUAAUAUAUAUUCAUAUGUAGUCGUUAUGUAUGCAUAUAUAUAUCUGUGAGAUAGAUCCACAUGCAAACAACUUUUAUUGUUUGUGGAUGUAUAAGUGUAUAUAUACAAAACUUUUCAGUAUAAUGUGUGAAAUACGUAAAUAUGCUUAUUUUGUGUAAAAUGACAGAAAACAAUUUUUUGGAACAAAAUUCGAGUUGUUUCAUUUUCGGUCGCGUCUAACUUCUGGUAAAACGAGUAUUUAUAAAAUUCAGAUUAGUUUCCAUUAUUUGUUAAUUUACAUUAUUAUUGAAAUAAAUUUAUUGCAAAUUCGUCGCAUUUGUUACAUGGAUAAAUCGUGCAAGUUUCUAAUUACUUGUUAAUAUUUAUUGAGAUUGUUCAUAAAAAUUGUUUUUUAAACGACAUUACUUUGACGAGUAUAACUAGUUUUUGUUUGUAGGUUAACUUCACAAAGUAUAAUUUAUUACUUACUUGUUAAUUGUAGUUUUUUUAUUUUAAAUGUCAGCAGCUUUCCAUUGUAUAAAAUGUAUUUUAAAAUGCCGUAUUUCGUUAACAAUUUUAAUUAUAUUACGUUGCUUCGUUUUUACCAAUAUUUUUAUGUUCUAUCCGAUACAUUACAGUCAUUCAAUCACUUAGCUUUCACAUUUUUUAUGUAGUUCUCUGGAAAAAUAUAUUUUAUUAUUAUGGGUAUACAAUAAUGACUUUUAUUCUAUCUGGAAACAAUAAAAAAAUUAAUAAAAUAGUUAUACAAUAAUAGAA
Molecule: messenger RNA, 2319 nt
Organism: Aethina tumida (small hive beetle)
Lineage: Eukaryota; Metazoa; Arthropoda; Insecta; Coleoptera; Nitidulidae
Product: PRL-1 phosphatase
Exons: 5
Coding region: 890-1468 (192 amino acids)
Biological process (GO): protein dephosphorylation
Cellular component (GO): nucleus
Molecular function (GO): protein tyrosine phosphatase activity
Source: RefSeq, a predicted model, not a curated record